Molecule: messenger RNA, 474 nt
Organism: Penicillium vulpinum
Lineage: Eukaryota; Fungi; Ascomycota; Eurotiomycetes; Eurotiales; Aspergillaceae
Exons: 2
Coding region: 1-474 (157 amino acids)
Source: RefSeq, a predicted model, not a curated record
AUGUCUUUGAUCAGAGGUACUCGGAUCCUGUCACGUCCGUUUCUUGGACUGCUUCCAGCCGCAAAGUCUGUGAACGUUGGAUUGUGGCAUCGCUGUAGUGUCGCUACAGUACCACCACCUAAUCGUCCACACCCCAACCCUGGGAAUUUUGCAAAUCGCCCACGCGAGGAGCUUUCAGAAAUAGGCCAUAAGGGUGGGAAAAAGGGUGGGAAAGCCACUGGCGUGGGUGGGUUCCAUGAUAUGGACCCAGAGAAACAGGUGAGAGUGCCGCAAAACCAGCUAGUAACAGGCCUUGUCAUUGAUGGUAUGAAUCAGGCUAUCGCCGCGAAAGGUGGUCGCGCUAGUUCACGAAGAAAGUCAAAGGCAAAGGCACCAGGCAACGGGGAAACUGAGUUAGAAGCCGAAAAACGCGGUCGGUCGCAUGAGCCCUCGGUGGUUCCACCUGGAUUUGAAGAAUGGAAGACAACGGCUUGA